GGGAGGAAAUUCGACUUCGUAAAGAACUUUUUCUGUUUUCCAAUGCCGGACUCGAUUCCGAGCCCGCGCCUCUUGGGGUUGACAGCCCGAGUGACCACCUAGGUGUGAAUUUAAAACUUCAGUAAUGGAGUUAGCCCACAGUUUAUUGCUAAACGAAGAAGCUUUGGCUCAAAUCACUGAAGCAAAGAGGCCAGUUUUUAUCUUCGAAUGGUUGCGAUUUCUUGAUAAAGUCUUGAUUGCUGCCAACAAGACUGAUGUUAAGGAAAAACAGAAAAAACUUGUUGAACAAUUAACUGGAUUAAUAAGUAGUUCACCUGGACCACCUACGCGAAAAUUGUUAGCUAAAAAUCUUGCGGCCCUCUAUAGCAUUGGGGAUACGUUCACUGUUUUUCAAACACUUGAAAAAUGCAAUGACAUUAUCAGAAGUAAAGACGACACUGCAGCCUAUUUACCAACAAAAUUGGCUGCAGUGACUUGUAUUGGAGCAUUUUAUGAAAAAAUGGGGAGAAUGCUAGGCAGUGCAUUUCCAGAAACAGUAAAUAAUCUUUUGAAAUCUCUGAAAAGUGCAGAGUCUCAAGGGCGAAGUGAAAUCUUAAUGAGCCUACAGAAAGUUCUAAACGGACUGGGUGGUGCAGCCGCUUCUUCUCAUCGUGAUAUUUACAAGAAUGCCAGGUCCCUCUUGACUGACAGGUCGAUGGCAGUUCGCUGUGCAGUGGCCAAGUGUCUACUCGAACUGCAGAAUGAAGCUGUGUUCAUGUGGACUGCUGAACUGGAAAACAUAGCCACUCUCUGCUUUAAGGCUUUGGAAAACUCAAACUAUGGAGUACGAGUGGCAGUGUCUAAACUCUUAGGGACAGUCAUGGCUACGGCAUUGAUGCCAAAACAAGCAACAGUAAUGCGCCAGAAUGUGAAGCGAGCAACUUUUGAUGAAGUCUUAGAACUCAUGGCCACAGGAUUUCUGCGUGGAGGGUCAGGUUUCCUAAAGAGUGGAGGAGAAAUGUUGAAGGUUGGAGGGUCUGUGAAUCGUGAAGUGAGGGUUGGAGUCACACAGGCAUAUGUUGUUUUUGUCACAACCCUGGGUGGUCAGUGGCUGGAGCGUAGCUUCGCUACAUUCUUGUCCCACGUACUGGAUCUGGUUUCCCACCCUCGGGCAACGCAAACACAUGUAGAGGCCGUGUACUCAAGACGGUGUGUUUCCUUUAUUCUGAGAGCUACUGUGGGCAGUUUGCUAGGUGAAAAAGCCCAGAUUGCAGCUGCCAAAGAAAUUUGUCAAGCUAUUGGAAAACAAAUGAAAGCAGUAGAAGCGGUAGUGAACGAUACGAGUAGUGAAAACAAGUCGGGAGCUGCAGACAUCGCAGCCAGCCAGCACGUGAUGGUGUGCGCCCUGCAGGAGCUCGGGAGCCUGGUGCAGAGUCUCAGUGCCACUGCCUCCCCUCUUAUUCAGGAAGCUUCUAUAGGACUUUUGGAGACUGUGACUUCUGUGCUGCUUCAUCCAAGUAUAGCUGCUCGGCUUGCUGCUGCGUGGUGUUUGCGCUGUGUGGCUGUGGCACUGCCUUUCCAGUUGACACCAUUUCUGGACAGGUGUGCCGAACGGCUCAACAACUUGAAAACUUCACCAGAAGCUGUUAGUGGAUACAGUUUUGCAAUGGCCGCCUUGUUAGGUGGAGUUCAUCAGUGUCCACUGGGCAUUCCUCAUGCCAAGGGGAAGAUGGUAGUUAGUAUUGCUGAAGAUCUCUUAAGAACUGCUGCCCAAAAUAGCCGGCUGUCCUUACAGCGCACCCAAGCUGGAUGGCUUCUACUUGGAGCACUGAUGACUUUAGGACCAUCUGUCGUUCGUUACCAUCUACCGAAGAUGUUGCUACUGUGGCGAAAUGUUUUCCCUCGUUCUUUAAAGGAGUUGGAGGCUGAGAAGGCCCGAGGCGAUUCUUUUACCUGGCAGGUAACACUGGAAGGCCGAGCUGGCGCUUUAUGUGCAAUGAGGAGUUUUGUUGCACAUUGUCCUGAACUCCUAACGGAAGAUGUGAUUAGAAAAUUGAUGACCCCUAUUGAAUGUGCCAUGACUAUGAUGUCACACAUUCCAUCUGUAAUUAAAGCUCAUGGAGCUCAUCUGAAAGCCAGUGCUGCAAUGGUCCGUUUAAGACUUUAUGAUAUCUUGGCUUUAUUACCUCCAAAAACAUACGAAGUAUCUUUCAACGCACUUCUUAGAGCACUGGUGGCAGAGUUCACGCUGACUGACAACUCAGCCAAUACAACUACCUCACUCCUGAGAUCCCUCUGUCAUUAUGAUGACAGUGUUCUUCUUGGUUCCUGGCUUCAAGAAACGGAUCAUAAGUCAAUUGAAGACCAGCUCCAGCCAAACAGUGCGUCUGGCAGUGGGGCUCUGGAGCACGACCCCUCCUCCAUUUAUCUGCGCAUACCUGCUGGAGAAGCGGUGCCUGGUCCCCUCCCUCUGGGGGUCUCGGUCAUUGAUGCUUCGGUGGCUCUUUUUGGUGUAGUGUUUCCUCAUGUUUCUUAUAAACACCGACUGCAGAUGUUGGAUCACUUUGCUGAGUGUGUCAAACAAGCUAAAGGUGUCCGUCAGCAGGCUGUGCAGCUAAAUAUUUUUACUGCUGUUCUUAGUGCACUUAAGGGCCUGGCUGAAAACAAAAGUACUUUAGGACCUGAGGAAGUACGUAAAUCUGCUCUGACGCUGGUUAUGGGCGCUCUUGACAACCCAAACCCCAUCUUACGGUGUGCUGCAGGAGAAGCUCUUGGAAGGAUGGCUCAGGUGGUUGGAGAGGCAACUUUUAUUGCUAGAAUGGCCCAGUACAGCUUUGACAAGUUGAAAUCGGCUCGAGAUGUUGUAUCCAGGACUGGGCAUUCAUUGGCUCUGGGCUGUUUGCAUCGUUAUGUUGGGGGUAUUGGCUCAGGACAACAUCUGAAAACCAGCGUCAGCAUUUUAUUGGCUCUGGCACAAGAUGGAACAUCCUCUGAAGUCCAGACUUGGUCUCUUCAUUCUCUGGCUUUGAUAGUGGACUCCAGCGGCCCAAUGUAUCGUCGAUAUGUGGAACCGACAUUAUCUCUAGUCCUUACCUUGCUGCUGACAGUUCCACCCUCACAUACGGAAGUUCAUCAGUGUUUGGGUAGAUGCUUGGGUGCUAUAAUCACUACUGUUGGCCCUGAGCUACAGGGAAAUGGAGCAACGACUUCUACAAUUCGUUCUUCCUGUUUAGUGGGCUGUGCGAUCACCCAGGACCACUCAGACUCCCUCGUUCAGGCAGCCGCCAUAUCUUGCCUUCAGCAGCUGCACAUGUUCGCACCACGGCAUGUCAAUCUCUCUAGUCUUGUCCCCAGCCUCUGUGUUCACUUAUGUAGCUCCCAUUUGCUACUUCGGCGAGCGGCCGUGGCGUGUCUCCGGCAGCUCGCACAGAGGGAGGCUGCGGAAGUGUGCGAAUAUGCCAUGAGCUUAGCGAAACACACAGGGGACAAAGAGAGCAGCGGUGCCAAUGUCAGCCCUUUUGCACCUGGAGUUAGUUCUCAGAGUGAUAUCCAUUGCCGCCACCAAGGUGUUAACAUAACAGAAACGGGUCUCGAGGGACUUCUGUUUGGAAUGCUAGACCGGGAGACUGACCGAAAGUUAUGUUCUGAUAUUCAUGAUACUUUGGGACAUAUGCUUUCAUCACUGGCUGUAGAAAAACUUUCCCACUGGCUAAUGCUUUGUAAAGAUGUCCUGGCAGCAUCUAGUGAUAUGAGCACGGCAACUCCAUUAGGUAGUGGAAAGGAUGAAGAAUCUGAAAAGAAAGAUGAGAUGGAUGAUGACACCAUGUUUACCACACUAGGCGAAGAAGAUAAAUCAAAGCCGUUUGUGGCACCUCGGUGGGCCACCCGGGUAUUUGCGGCUGAUUGCCUGUGUCGAGUCAUCCAUUUGUGUGAGAAUGCAGACCAGGCUCACUUUGAUCUUGCCAUGGCACGUUCUGCUAAACUUCGAAACCCUACAAAUGACCUCUUGGUACUUCAUCUUUCUGACCUGAUUCGCAUGGCAUUCAUGGCUGCAACUGAUCACAGCAACCAGUUGCGGAUGGCUGGGCUCCAAGCUCUUGAAGACAUUAUCAAGAAGUUUGCAUCUGUGCCUGAGCCAGAAUUUCCAGGUCAUGUGAUUCUGGAGCAGUAUCAAGCUAAUGUGGGAGCUGCUCUAAGACCAGCCUUUUCACAAGAUACCCCGUCAGACAUCAUAGCUAAAGCCUGCCAGGUAUGUAGUACAUGGAUCGGAAGUGGAGUUGUCAGCGAUCUCAACGAUCUUCGCCGAGUACACAAUCUGCUUGUCUCUUCUCUGGACAAAGUGCAGGCUGGGAAAGGGUCGUCCAGCCAGCUGUAUCGAGAGAGCGCCGCAACCAUGGAAAAGCUGGCCGUUCUCAAAGCCUGGGCAGAGGUAUAUGUGGUUGCUAUGAAUAUUAAAAAGGAAGCAGAGUCUAAACCAAAGGGAGCAAUUAAAAAUACUGAUGAUGAUGAUGAUGAUUAUGGCACCAUAGAUGAGCUACCGCCAGAUAGUUUAAUAACACUUGUACAGCCUGAACUGCCAACACUCAGCCGCCUGUGGUUAGCAGCACUAAAAGACUAUGCACUUUUGACUUUACCAGCUGAAUUUGCGAGUCAGCUCCCCCCAGAUGGUGGCGCAUUUUAUACUCCUGAGACUAUCGAUACUGCUAGACUUCACUACCGGAACUCCUGGGCUCCCAUUCUCCAUGCAGUGGCACUUUGGUUAAACAGCACAGGAUUUACGUGUUCAGAGUCAGCAGAAGCAGCAGCUGUAUCUGGUUUACAAAAACGUUCUGCCGCUGUCAGUUUAAACCAAGCCUCAGGAUCAACACCUAGUGCUAAGUCUUUACCAGAAAUUAACCAAGACAGAAUGCACCUAAUUUUAGGUGUGAGUAUACAGUUCCUUUGUUCCCCCAGACCUGAGGAGCCCGUUGAGCAUGUCACAGCUUGUCUGCAGGCCUUACAUACCUUAUUCGACUCUCCUUAUGCCCGGAUCCAUAUUGCAGAAGAUCAGCUGAUUGGUGUUGAGUUGCUGAGUGUUUUGCACCGCCUCUUACUGACCUGGAAUCCACCAUCCGUCCAGCUGCUGGUUACUGGAGUCGUACAGCAGAUAGUACGAGCUGCUCAGGAUUAUUUGCAAGAAAAAAGAAACACUCUAAAUGAAGAUGACAUGGAAAAAGAGUCCUGUCCCGUGUUAGGAGAAGGAGGUGACAGCGGUGGUCUUAUUCCCGGAAAAUCUCUUGUGUUUGCGACGAUGGAGCUGUUGAUGUUCAUCUUAGUGCGGCACAUGCCACACCUCAGUACCAAGAUGUCAGACUCCCCAAGUCACAUAGCUGCUAAAACCCGGCUUUCAGAAGAAAGUGCUCGUCUAGUGGCAGCCACAGUCACCAUACUCUCCGACUUACCGUCCCUGUGUUCGCCUGCUGGAUGUAUGACUAUUCUGCCCACCAUUCUGUUUUUAAUUGCAAGGAUAUUGAAAGACACGGCAGUAAAGUCUGCAGAUAAUCAGGUUCCUCUGCCAGUUAGUGCAGCUCUUCAAGGGAUUAAAAAUAUUGUGACACUGUCAUUGGCCAGAACGGAGGACACUCAAAAACAGUGGACAGCUCUCAUUCGUAGCACCCUUGCAUGCAUCCUGGAAUAUUCUCAACCAGAAGAUUCUGUGCCUUUGCCUGAUGAAGUAAGCAUGCUGACGGCGAUCGCACUCUUCCUGUGGUCUGCUAGCAGUGAAAUAAUAGGAGUCCAGUCAUUACAGAAUGGCUGCAUGAGCAGAUUUAAAACCGCAUUAAAUUCGUGUGACCCAUGGGUUCAAGCCAAAUGUUACCAGCUUCUCCUCUCAGUCUUCCAACAUUCCAACCGUGCCCUUUCAACUCCCUAUAUCCAUUCAUUAGCUCCAAUAGUGGUUGAAAAGCUAAAGGCUGUUGAACGAAAUAGACCAGCCAGUAACACAGAGCUUUUAGCUGUUCAAGAAGGAAUCAAAGUUCUUGAAACAUUGGUUGCUCUUGGGGAAGAACAGAACAGAGUCCAGUUACUUGCUCUUCUAGUUCCCACUUUGAUCUCUUACCUGCUGGAUGAAAAUUCUUUUGCCUCAGCAAACACAGCCUCCAAAGAUCUUCAUGAAUUUGCACUCCAGAAUUUAAUGCAUAUUGGACCUCUGUAUCCACACGCUUUCAAGACAGUAAUGGGAGCCGCUCCUGAGCUGAAAAUACGUCUGGAAACUGCUGUUCGAGCAAGCCAAGCCAGCAAAGCUAAAGCUGCUACCAGGCAGCCAGCCCCUGCUAUGCCUUCUGCACCAACGAUUAAGCUAAAGACAAGUUUUUUUUAACUUGCUGUUCCAUUCAUUUUUAUUUAUAUUGUCAACUAGAAGCUAAUGAGUGAUAGCCACUGAAUCAUUCCAGACUGUAGGUUUUACUUUAUUUGUAUAUUGGUAUUAUAUGCUUCCAGGUAGGUUGGGUGAAAUAAUGCUCACGCUGCUUUCUUGUUUUGGAGUGAUUUAUUUUAUAUAAUGUGGUAAAUGUGCUUUCAUUUUUCUCUUGAUACUUUUUCUGUUUUAUUAAUUAAUUUAUUUUUUAAACACUGAGCCAGACUUUUAAAUUUAAAUGCGAAAAAUAAUUGUAUCAUGUAGUUGGGCUGCUUAUUGAUAUUGUCAGAAAAAAUAGGUAGGAUUCAGCACCUGUCAUGAAAACUUUACUUGAAAAACUUUACUUGAGUUUAAAUUUUGAAGUUAGCAAAAUAAUGUAAAAUGCCUGUUUUGUUGUGUAUAUAAUAUGAAUAGUCACAUUUCCUUAAAAUGUGGCUAUUUCUUAAAAGCAUUUCUCAAAAUGCCCUUACCUUUCUAAUAGGUCUUUUUAAUUUCGUAUUAGAUUACUAAAUUAUGCUUGUGUGUUUUUUGUUGUUAACCAAAUUAAAACUUUCAUUUAAGAUCCAUUAAAAUAUUUCAGAGGUGGAGUAAUAGUCUGCUUUUUUUAAUGGCUUGGCCUCAGUUAUGUUUUAUAAUUACAGAGCCUUGAGUUCUGGCUGUGAUGGUCAGUUUCGUUCAUCAGAUAUUUAUUGAGUGCCUAUUGUGGACAAGGCAUCAAGCUAAGUGCUUCAGGACAAACAGAAAUGAAUUAGUAGUAAUAAUAGUUAUGCCAAUGUCCAGUGCAAUGGCAAUUUACAAUAUCAAAUAGGUAAUUGGUGAAAUAACGCUUGCCACCAUGUUUAGCAAAUUUUAAACAGCAAGUUUUACCAGUGUUAUAUUGACUGUAUUCAAAAGCAAGUCAUCUUUCUGAACAUUUAUACCUGUUUGUCAUCUAACUCCUCUGUAAUCUCUCAUACCCCCACCAAUUGGCAGCUCAAAAAUCCUUGCCUUUCUUCCUCAUUCGGUAAUUUAGGCCUCAGAUAGGUACUUUCUCUCACCUAUUCCUCAUUGACUUUUAUCUCUGCAGGGUUGUUUUUCAUUUCAGACUUGCUUUUCUGAAGUUAUUCUCCUUGUUUUUUGGAGAGGUUUUUUUUUUGUAAUAGUUUUAUUGAGUUAUAAUUCUCAUACUAUAUAAUUCAUCCAUUGAAAAAUGUACAAAUCAGUAGUGUUUAGUAUAUACACAAAGUAAUACAACCAUUGGUAAAAACAAUUUGGAACAUUUUCAUUAUCUCAUAAAGAAAUGCUGUACCCCCCACAACGUUUCUAUCUCUCUUUUUUUAAAUAUAUUUUAUUGAUUAUGCUAUUACAGUUAUCCCAUUCCCCCCCACCUUUGUUCCCCUCUGCCCUGUACCCCCUCUCACCCAUAUUACCCACCCUUAGUUCAUGUCCAUGGGUCAUACACAUAAGUUCUUUGGCCUCUCCAUUUCCUAAGGUAGUCUGAACCUGCCCCUAUUUUGUACCUACCAUUUAACUUCCCAUUUCUCUUUAAUCUUAGAUUACUUUCUCUUUUUAUUCUCCUAUUUAUGAAUACUUCAUAUAAAUGAAAUCAUGUAAUAUGUGGUUUUUUGUGACUGGCUUCUUGACUUCACAUGUUGUUGAUCCAUGUGGUAGCAUAUACAUCUGUUCUCUAGCCCUUUUUAUGGCUGGAUAAUAUUCCAUUGUGUGAAUGCCACAUUUUAUUUAUCCAUUCAACAUUUGGGUUGUUUUCCCCUUUUGCCUGUCAUGAAUAAUGCUUCUGUGAACAAAUGUUUACAAGUUUGGGGGUAGACAUAUGUUUUCAUUUCCCUUGGGUAUAUAGCUGGGAGUGGACUUCCCUCCUCACUGGUAACUGUUCAAGUCAUUAAGGGCCUGCCAGACUGUUUUCCCAUUCCUUGUUUCUUGUAGACAUAAAACCCUUUCACUCACCUCCUUAAAAAGUAUGCUUAUUUUUGACUUGGCUACUUUCUGCUGUUCUUGGUACCCCCCAGAGUUUUUCUGUAAUUUUCCACUUUGCAGUAGAGUCUUUGUUUCCCGGUUCGUAGUAGACUCCAUCGUGCAUUAGCAACGGUUGUGCCAUUUUUCUUCUCCCUGUCUCCCUUAGGCUUUCUCUUUCUCUCUUCACCCCUCCCAAUACAUCUUUAUACUUUCUCCAGACUCUUCCACACCACCUAGUUCUUGUUUUCUAACAUUAUAUCUAUAAAAUAUUUGUUGGAAGAAUAGCAUUUUUCAAUUUGUUCCAUUGCCCAACCCAUGAGAUUUUCUCAACCCAAGUAAGCAUAUUUAUGUAAAAAUAUCCAAAAUCAAGAAGCUAAGAGGAACAUCAUGAUAGCCAGUGGAUUCUUUCAGAAGCUUACAAUGAGCAGUCUUACUGUUAUAAGAAAUAAAGUAUCCUCUAUUUGCUUUCCAAAUUCUUGUUAAUAAUAUCACACUGCAACUCCCAAAUCAAGUGUCCCAGUACUAAGUAGGUUCUGCCAUCAGGGAAAGAACUUUGGACAACGAAAACCUGUGGGGGCUUCGGUGUCCCCAUCUACCAGAUGAGAGGAACAUUUACUAACUAUUCUCUCCAUGAUCUUUUGCACAUCUAAAACAGUACAUAUGUCUAUUUACCCUGCCCCCAUUUUUAAAUCAAGAGAAUGACUCCUUG
Molecule: messenger RNA, 9035 nt
Organism: Artibeus jamaicensis (Jamaican fruit-eating bat)
Lineage: Eukaryota; Metazoa; Chordata; Mammalia; Chiroptera; Phyllostomidae
Gene: HEATR5B
Product: HEAT repeat containing 5B
Exons: 36
Coding region: 125-6337 (2070 amino acids)
Biological process (GO): intracellular protein localization; endocytosis; retrograde transport, endosome to Golgi
Cellular component (GO): Golgi apparatus; endocytic vesicle; membrane
Source: RefSeq, a predicted model, not a curated record